Paramecium pentaurelia is the source of this 592-nucleotide messenger RNA. Lineage: Eukaryota; Ciliophora; Oligohymenophorea; Peniculida; Parameciidae. The record is from the annotation of a GenBank genome assembly.
AUGUAAGAUUGUGCAAACGAAUAAAAUUACAUCAACUUCCUCUAAUUAGAAAAGGAUGUAGGCUCAUAUGAUGAUAACUCUUCUUUGUUACUUCACAUGAAUCAUGAAAAUCCUUCUCUAACAUAACUUAUGGAAUUGGAUGUCACUCCCUUAAAUAAAUAAGGGAAGAAGAUAAAGAAGAAGAAGAAGAGAGUUGACUUCCAUUACAAAAAGAAGAGAAGAAACAAUAAAAUAACAGAUAUGAAUAAUAAUAAUCCAUUCAAUAUUGAAGAAGACAAAAAAAUCCUAUCUCUUGUAUUAGAGCAUGGUCCAAAGUUUAGUGAUAUAGCUAAAUACUUUACUGAUAGAAACCAAAACGCUAUAAAGAAUAGAUAUUAUAAAUACCUUAGAUUCAGAUGGGAUAAGACAUUGGGAAGGUAUGUUUAUAUAUUUAUUGUUUAAUAGUGAGUACAGAAGACUAAAUUGUAAGAGAGAUACCGACAAAGUGGAGUGCAGCGAUCUAACUUAAAUUAUAGAUGAGAUGAACUUUUUUCCAGAAAUAACAGAUUUGUUAUCACAAUUUGUAUACAGAGUCCAUUCCUAUUUCAAUUGA